AUGCCUUCGCGCCCCCAACAAAUUGUGGAUUGCAGUACAGUAGACGGCAAUGAAGGUUGUGAUGGAGGCUCACUCAGGGGAGCGUUCAGAUACGCCGCCCGCACUGGCCUUAUUCCUGAACAGAACUAUCCUUAUACGGGCAAGAAAGGUCGUUGCAAAUCCACGGGUCUGUUUGCUCGCACGAAGCCAAAGAAGUGGGCGAUGCUGCCAUUUGGUGACGAAGACGCCAUGGAAAAAGCUUUAGCCACUAUAGGACCGCUUGCUGUUGGCAUCAACGCGUCGCCUAUUACGUUUCAAUUGUACAGGAGCGGUAUUUAUGACGAUCCAUUUUGUUUCCCAUUUGGUUUGAACCACGCAAUGCUGCUAGUUGGUUUUACUCCUGACUACUGGAUCUUGCUAAACUGGUGGGGGAAGAAGUGGGGAGAGGAUGGUUAUAUAAGGAUCAGACGUGGAUUCAACAGAUGCGGAGUAGCUAACAUGGCGGCCUACGUUGUUUUGUAA
Molecule: messenger RNA, 501 nt
Organism: Diatraea saccharalis (sugarcane borer)
Lineage: Eukaryota; Metazoa; Arthropoda; Insecta; Lepidoptera; Crambidae
Source: the annotation of a GenBank genome assembly